AUGGUGAGCAAACGCAAGAGAGUUCUUGAGGACUUUGAUCCGAACAAGUCCGACUCCGAAGACGAGAAUUUUGACCCCUCGGAGACGCGUCCUCUCAGAAGCUCCAAGAAAGCACGACCAUCCCGAGGUUCUCGAAUUAGUGGCGGCCGGAAAAAGAGCCACAGAUAUCGAGGCUCGGAUAUUGACGACGACGACGAGAUCUUAUCCGGCAGUUUGGCAGAAGACUCGUUCAAUGAGGAUGGUUCAGACGACGUGGAAGUACCGGUAAAUGCGGCUGGACGGCGGACGAGAAAAGCCGCUCGAACUCAACUCAAUUACAGAGAAAGCUCAGCCGAGGAGGACGCGGACCCUGAUCUUGUGCAAGAUUCGGAUGAUGUCGGCGACUUGGACGAAUCGGAAGGGCCUGCCACCAGAAGAGUCGUCAAACUCAAAGUCCCCGCCAAAUCAUCCACAGAGAUCGUGACUCGAAGGACAACCCGCGCUAGUACCGCCGAUGCUGAGGAAUUCGUGGAGCUGUCCAACUCGGGAAAACAUGCUGUCGUCUCUCGCGAUUCCCGUAGCCGUAGCCCUGAGACGUAUUCACGAAUCCGGCGUCCUUCUCGCUCAACAAAAGCUCUGCAUGCGAAGCCAGAGACCAUUGAAGAAGUAACCCAAGAAAGCAGUAGUCGAGCUGCUCACGAUGCGGACGAGCCAGACGAACUCUCCCACGAGUACCAAGCCGGCGACAAGAAGGAUGUCGACGAGGAGAAAACAGCCGGUGGCGUCGCGACUGACGACGGUAAUGUGGCUGCCAAGCAAGAUGAGACUGUAACCGCGGACGAUGACGACGAUGACGACGUUCCUGUUACGCGUAGGACGCGUGCAUCAAGGGCUGCAGCUGUGCAUGAGGAGCAGCAGAAAGCGGAUGAUAUCGCUGCGGAAGACGCCGCGGCUACAUCUCGCCGAUUAACACGCGGGAGGUCAAAGAAAUCCACGCAGGAACCAAGCAGUGAUUUUGAGCCUGGGGACGAUUCCGAGGAUGAAGUCAUGUCUCAGAGCAAGGCAGACGCAGUGGAAAGCCCUACCCCCAGAGCUCGAGGCAAUAGGCGUAGCGCAAAAAACUCUCGCCGGGGUGGUGAUUCUGGUGACGAGGAGCUCGAUGUGGACCUAGACGAGCUGAAUGAGGAAGCGCGCGAGUUGCGGCAAGCUUCUCGGCCCCGACGGCGACCCAGGGACGAGUCCCCGAUCGUUUACCAAGAAUCCCGCCGAGCUCGAACAAAAGUGAACUACUACAUGCCGCCGCUGACGGCCGUCAACAUCGAGGAGGAAGAAGUGGAAGAUCCCGCUCCCACUCCGGCACGACGUCGCAGAGGGGGCACCAACAUGGGAUGGGAGAGAACUCUCAACACCACCUUUGGUCCUUUCGGAGGCGGCGGCGGAGUCGGCGCAUUGCUCAGUGGUCCUUGGGGCACUGGUGCCGCUGGGGGCGCUGAUUCAGACAGCAGUGAUGAUGAAAUGGUCCACCGCUCUGCUGUCGCCGGAAACGUGGGGAUGACGCCGACUUCAGGGGCGACGGUGGGCGGUUUGCUGCAAGGUGCUUCUGGCCUCAACGUCGAGGCCACUCCCAACGUAGGCAAGAUCAAGGACAGGAAGGCUCUCGCCGACGCGGACCCUCUCGGCGUGGACAUGAAUGUCGAUUUCAGCAAGGUAGGGGGCUUGCAAGGCCACAUUGACCAGCUGAAGGAGAUGGUACAAUUGCCGCUUCUCUACCCCGAGCUUUUCACCAAGUUCCACGUAACGCCGCCUCGCGGAGUACUAUUCCACGGUCCUCCGGGUACUGGAAAAACUUUGCUUGCUCGUGCUCUCGCCAAUUCCGUCGGCUCCGGUGGCCGCAAGAUCUCGUUUUAUAUGCGAAAGGGUGCUGAUGCCUUGAGCAAGUGGGUUGGCGAAGCGGAGAAGCAGCUGCGGCUCUUGUUUGAGGAGGCUAGGAAGACCCAGCCCAGUAUCAUCUUCUUUGAUGAGAUUGACGGCUUAGCUCCCGUCCGAUCCAGCAAGCAGGAGCAGAUCCAUGCGUCCAUUGUGUCAACUCUUCUGGCUUUGAUGGAUGGCAUGGAUGGCCGCGGACAAGUUAUUGUGAUUGGCGCCACAAACAGGCCUGACAACAUCGAUCCUGCACUGCGGCGGCCUGGCCGUUUUGACCGCGAAUUCUACUUUCCUUUGCCCGAUAUUGAUGGGCGCAGAUCUAUACUCGAUAUUCACACCAAGGACUGGGGCUUGUCACCGCAAUUCAUGAGCUCCCUUGCCGAAAAGACCAAAGGUUACGGUGGUGCCGAUUUGCGAGCGCUCUGCACGGAAGCCGCCCUCAACUCUAUUCAGCGCACCUAUCCGCAGAUCUAUAGUUCGACCGAGAAGCUGAUUGUCGACCCGGACAAGAUCAGCGUUCAUGCUUCUGACUUCAUGAUGUCCAUCAAGAAACUCAUUCCAUCAUCAGAGCGCUCAGCGACACCGGGGGCGAAGCCCUUACCCAAGGCUGUGGAACCGCUUCUGCGAAAUCAGCUGAGAGACGCCAAGAGGUUCCUGGAUGAGUUACUGCCAAGGAAAAAGAAGUCGACGGCACUUGAAGAAGCAAUGUACGAGCAAUACGACGAUGACGAUGACGGGUUUGGACGCGAAGCUAUCCAACAGGAGUUUGAGCGGUCUCGCGUAUUCAGACCCAGGUUCCUCAUCUAUGGCACACAAGGCAUGGGUCAGGGCUAUAUAGCCUCAGCCAUUUUGCACUACUUUGAAGGCGUCCACGUCCAAAACUUUGAUCUAGGGGCCCUUCUUGCAGAUGGACGACCGAUGGAGCAAGCCAUUGUUGGUCUAUUUACAGAGAUUCGGCGUCAUAAACCUAGUGUGAUUUAUAUUCCCAAUGUCGAGGUUUGGUACGCAACACUGGCUGGCACUGUUGCCUUCGUCGCCUUUCACACUGCGUUACGGUCUAUUCCGCCCACCGAUCCAGUACUUGUUUUAGGAACAGCCGAUUGUGACAAACACGAGCUCCCUGAUGGGCUUUUGAAUGAAUUUUUUGGCUUCUCCCACAAGAACAAAAUGGAAAUCACCCGACCUGAAAGGGAUAACCGGAUGGAAUAUUUUUCUUGGACACUGGAGUAUGUCAAGAAGAAACCUGCAGAGUUCCCCAGCCCAGAGAAUCGAAAGAAGCGUGUGUUGGAGGAGCUUCCUGUUGCGCCAGCCAUUGCACCGAGGCCGCCCACGAAAGAGGAGGUGAAAGCUAUCAAGAGGAGAGAUCAUCAAUUUCUCAACUGCCUCAAGACGUAUCUCCAGCCCAUCAUGGAUCAGAUCAACAGGAAGUACAAGAAAUUCAGACAACCAGUCAUCCCUCAGAGCCAGAUUGAUUAUCUCUUUGCCGAGUCGGAUCCCAACUACGUCCGACCGGAUGUUGCCGAAGGCAUGGUGCGGCCGUACGAAAUAGUCAAAGACAAACACGGCCACGACGUCCUCCGCGACACGGCCACCGGAAAGUGCUACUACAACCUCGAGACGACCACGAUCGAAGAACGCCUAUCCAACGGGUUUUACGCCAGGCCAAAGGAUUUCCUGUUCGACAUCAAAGCUCUUGCUAAAGAUGCCAGAAACAUUGGCGAUAAGGAGCGUACGCUAAAGGCCAACGAGUUGCUCAGCAAUGUGGAGGUUGAUAUCGCUACCAUCGAAGCCGCUCAUCCAAAUAUCGACUGGGACGGCCUACACAGCCGCCAGGUGCGAAGAGCUGCCGAGGCUGCCGAGAAGGAGCGGAAGCGCAAGACCGUGAGGUCGAUACUGGAGCGUGUGCAGUCUGACCUGGGGGGUGGGGAUGAGGGUGAAUCACAAGCACCGCCAAGCUUGGGUGAGCCCGUGCCAGGAUCCUGCACGACGGCCCGUUUCCAGCUGCGAAGCCCCCUGUCCAAUGGACAAGUUGAUGACAAGACAGCAAACACGAGCAACGGCACAGAGGGAGGGCAGAAGGAAGGAAACGACGCGGUCAUGAGCGGAGUCGACGAUCAAACACAACCUGCUACCCAGGCAUCAGUGAUGGGACCCCCAGCCGCAGACAAGCCAGAAGACAUUUCUUCUGCCCACUCGGCUGGAGGAGGGCAUGGCGGCGUGACGCAGAUAUCUCAAAAGUCGGCGGUAACUCCUCUCCCCCCCGGAGUAUCCCCAUCAGCGGUGAUCAACGAUGCGUCGACCACCAAGACAUCAGAUCCGUCGACUCACAGGUCGUCGAAUCUCAGCACGCAGCUAACCAACGGCAACCACGGGGGCCCGUCGAGCGGUGAGAAUGGCAACGACGCGGAUAUCCCAGACACUCUUGCGAAUGCGAGCCAAGUCACCCCGAGUGACGAUGGCUGGAUCCAUUCGCAAGCUCACGGCCUUGCGCACAGCAACGCAGGGGCAGCUGGACGAAGCAACCUGGCUGGCAGCCCGGCGUCGUCACAGUCCCAAGCCCUUCUCUCCAGCGCCCAACAACCCGGGGGGCGGCGGUCCAGCGGGCAGCGGUCCAGCGGGCAGCAAUCCAGCGGCAGUGUAGCGGUGCCGUCUCGGCGAGGACUGCAGUCACAACAAGACCCUCCCUUGAUCCGGUUCUCGGGCUCGUCUCAGCCGCCGUCGGUGGAAGGCGCAAUCGAGAAUCUUUUACAGGUGCUGACAGACGGCACAUCGGGCUGCACCAUCGAGCAGCUGGAGCAGAUCAAUCGGGAGCUGAUGGACGAGAUAUGGAAAUCCAGACAUGAAUGGAACCGCCACAAGGUGGUUGGCAACCUCGGCAAGGUGUUUAACGAUACAAUCGGCGAUAUUGAGACCAUGCAGGGAGUAGGGCCGUUCAGCCAAAAACGAAGCCAACUGUAG
This is a messenger RNA of Ustilaginoidea virens, 4860 nucleotides long. RefSeq lists its product as uncharacterized. The transcript is spliced from 3 exons. Lineage: Eukaryota; Fungi; Ascomycota; Sordariomycetes; Hypocreales; Clavicipitaceae. Gene Ontology annotation, cellular component: nucleus. The record is from RefSeq and is a predicted model, not a curated record. Gene Ontology annotation, molecular function: ATP binding; chromatin binding; histone binding. Gene Ontology annotation, biological process: positive regulation of transcription by RNA polymerase II. Bases 1 to 4860 code for a protein of 1619 amino acids.